Messenger RNA from Cordyceps fumosorosea ARSEF 2679, 2283 nucleotides. Its product is annotated as elongation factor G. Gene Ontology annotation, molecular function: GTP binding; GTPase activity. Lineage: Eukaryota; Fungi; Ascomycota; Sordariomycetes; Hypocreales; Cordycipitaceae. Gene Ontology annotation, biological process: ribosome disassembly; mitochondrial translation. The transcript has a single exon. The record is from RefSeq and is a predicted model, not a curated record. The coding region runs from base 1 to 2283 and encodes 760 amino acids. Gene Ontology annotation, cellular component: mitochondrion.
AUGCUUUUCUACAGCGGCGUCACGUCCCGCGUCGGAGACGUCGACUCCGGAAACACAGUCACCGACUUUCUCGAACUCGAGCGCGAGCGCGGCAUCACCAUCCAGUCGGCCGCCAUCACGUUUCCCUGGCCGCGCAAAGAACACUGCCCGCCCGGCACCGGCCCCAAGACCGUCAACCUGAUCGACACGCCCGGCCACCAGGACUUCCGGUUCGAGGUCGACCGCUGUCUGCCGAUCCUCGACGGCGCCGUCUGCAUCAUUGACUCGGUCAAGGGCGUCGAGGCGCACACGGAGCGCGUAUGGGGCUCGGCCCACGAGUUUCGCAUCCCGCGCAUCGUCUACUGCAACAAGCUGGACCGCGAGGGCGCGUCGUUCCGCAAGUCGGUGCUGGAGAUUGGCGGCCGGCUCAAGGGGUGGCCGCUCGUUUGCCAGAUCCCGUGGUGGGAGAAUGACCAGUUUGUCGGCGUCAUCGACAUUAUCGAUUCCGUCGGCUACCGACACAACGAUAAGAAGACGGUGAAAUAUGAGAAGGAUGAGCUGCUGAGGAAGCUCACGACUUCCAAUGCUGAGCUUGUGGAAGAGGUUGCAGUUGCGCGCCAGCACCUGAUUGAAGGUCUGGCUGAAUUCGACGAGGUUAUCAUGGACGAAUUCCUUGCCGAAAACACGGAUAUCCCCUCUUCGACAAUCAAGGAGGCCAUUCGCAGAGCAAUCCAGAGCGGCAAUGGUCGUGCUAUUCCUGUAUUUGCCGGUUCAAGCUUUCGUCACAUUGGAGUCGAGCCUCUGAUGGACGCCAUUGCCAGCUAUCUCCCAAACCCGUCUGACCGACCCGACGUAAGCGUGCGCAUAAGCGGUACAAACCAUAAACUAGGUGAAGCUCUCCAGGGUGGCUCAAAACAGGCCGGAGCAAAACAAAUUGCAUCGAUAUCAUCCGUGUUCAAGGUAUUUGAGCAUCCGAAGGAGGGUAUCAUCAGCUUCGUGCGAGUCUACCACGGUACCUUGGCACGGAGCGCAGCCACGUUCAACACCCACAUGGCAGUCAGUGAGAGCCCAAUGGGUAUUCUUCAAAUAUCCGCCGACAAGACGCAUGACGUUCAAGAACUAUCGGUUGGCCAAAUUGGCGCUCUUCGAGGAUUGAAACAGGCCCGGACUGGGGACACGUUGAUCACGACAACAAACAGCAAGGCCCCCCAUGCAGCGCUCCGUAGCCUGCAAGUCCGGCCGCCAGAGAUCCCUCCGCCCGUCGCGUUUCUACAGGUUGAGCCGUAUGGUACUGUGGCUGCGCGGCAGCUACAGGUGGCGCUGGAGAAUGCGUCGCGGCAAGACCCAAGUCUGCGAUGGAGCCGAGACCCCAAGACGGAGCAGUUCACCGUGCAGGGCAUGGGCAAGCUUCAUCUUGACGUUUCGCUAUACAACAUGAGGCAGAAGCACAAGAUCGACGCCGAAUUUGGGCCUAUCGAGGUCGACUACAAAGAGUGCCUCACAGUAGCCGCACAGCCGCAGAGGAUUGUGUUUGACAGGCCGGUAGCCAGCAAGGCUGGUAAAGUAACCUGCCUCGUGACUCUAGAGCCGCUGGAGGCUCACCACAGAGAAACACUACAGGAAUCAUGCGUUGAGCGAGACGGCAACAUGUUCAACAUUGUGAUACCUGACGAGAACGCGAUCGACUUCGACGUUGACGAGGCUCAGCAACAGCUUCUCAACGGUGCCAUUGCUGGUCUCGCUCGCGGCCCGCGCCGAGCAGCGCCGCUGCACGGGUGCCUUGCGACAGUCGAGCUCGACACAAGCGACGGCGCCUGCGCGUCGCCCACCGGCGGUCACUUUAGCUCGGCGGCCCGGGCGGGUGUGCAGAGCAGCCUACGCGACGCCUUCGACAAGGGGCAAGUCGGUGUCAUGGAGCCCAUCAUGCUGGCGCACAUUACGUGCCCCGAACAGGCGGCGGGCACGGUGCAGCAUGACAUUGCCUCGGGCGCCGGCGGGCAGGUGCUCGAGGUAAACGAUCGAUCGGCGGAAGCUGGCGGCGGCGGCGCUGCCGGUGCCGGCGAGGAGGAUCAGCCGAUCGACGUGAGCCGCAUAUACGCGCCACCGGACCCGUACGACUCGGUGACGUCGCUGCGCGGGAAGCGCUCGGCGGCGCGGAUGGUGGAGAUUGUGGCCAAGGUGCCGUACAAGGAGAUGCUCGACUACGACGACCAUCUGCGGAGCAAGACGUCGGGGCGGCACUCGAUGACCAUGGCCUUUGACUCGUUUGCUCGGGUGGUGGGACAUCGCGAGAAGGGCCUUUGA